AUGUCAUUAAACAUUCGAGGUAUGGGAGAGAGAUACAAAAUUGAAUGGGUUCGUAGACUUAGAAAUGAAAACAAACUAUGUAUGAUUGGGAUUCAGGAAUCAAAAUUAGGUGAGUCUACCCCGACUCUAAAUGUCACUGACUGUUGGGGGGACUGGGAAUAUGGAUUUGAGCAAGUAUUUACCACAGGACGAUCUGGAGGUCUUGUCUCUAUCUGGGAUCGCAAACAGUUUUUGGUGAUUGAGACCAUCAAAUCCAGAUACUUUAUCGCGGUUUUGGGGAAUUUUGUUGGAAUUAAUGGGUUAACAGGUUUUCUAAAUGUUUAUGGACCUAAAUCAGAGAUAGAUAAAUCAAAUGUCUGGGCUGAAUUGUUAACAUUGAAAAGCUCUAAAUCAGCCACUUGGAUCUUUAUAGGUGAUUUUAAUGUGGUGCGACGGUCAGAGGAGAGAAUAAACUCGAUUUUUUGUAUGCGUAGUGCUAAUGACUUCAAUCACUUCAUCUGUUUGAGCAAACUCAAUGAUCUGAAGAUGGGUGGCCAAAGAUUCACCUAUUUUCAAACUCGGGGUGCUAAACUUAGUAAGUUAGAUUGA
Molecule: messenger RNA, 588 nt
Organism: Lactuca sativa (garden lettuce)
Lineage: Eukaryota; Viridiplantae; Streptophyta; Magnoliopsida; Asterales; Asteraceae
Source: RefSeq, a predicted model, not a curated record